This is a messenger RNA of Drosophila yakuba, 6775 nucleotides long. RefSeq names its product protein CREBRF homolog (gene REPTOR). Bases 1439 to 3919 code for a protein of 826 amino acids. NCBI's taxonomy places the organism in Eukaryota, Metazoa, Arthropoda, Insecta, Diptera, Drosophilidae. The transcript has 5 exons. The record is from RefSeq and is a predicted model, not a curated record. Gene Ontology annotation, cellular component: nucleus. Gene Ontology annotation, molecular function: RNA polymerase II transcription regulatory region sequence-specific DNA binding; DNA-binding transcription factor activity, RNA polymerase II-specific. Gene Ontology annotation, biological process: regulation of transcription by RNA polymerase II; response to unfolded protein.
ACCGGUUUUUCUCGGUGUACUCUCUUCCAGCUGUACAAUCAAAACAAAAGCGAUUGGGGAGCUUUUGGCGCUCUGCUUUUCGGCUUUGUCGCCGAGCUUUGCACACUUUUUAUCAAUCGGUCAAGAACGUUUGACGAGCGCAGACCAACAAAAAUAAUCCAACAAAACGCUAAAGAGACUCCAGAAUACAAAACCAGUGUAUUGGGCGGCACAUAAAAGCACACAUGCACACACAAAGUGUUAUAACCAAAAUAAAAGAGAGAAGGAAAACAAUUAAAGUGUACCGAGAAGAUUAAAAUAAAUCCGAAAACCAAAAAACCAAUAGGUUUGUCAUAACAGAAACAAGUUUUUUGAAUUAGCCGCAUUUAACGAAUCGAACUAGUUUCCGAGGCAACGAUAUAAAAAACUAUACCAAUUUGCAUAAAUAAAUAAAGCAACAAACAUAAACGCUGCCAAACUUGACGAAUGCUUUGGAAUUCGCCUACCGAAUAAUAUAAACGUGUGUAUCGGUGUGUGCGUAUAAUAUAUAAAUUCUUAUUAGAACCCCACACUCCAAAACAAAAAGAACAAAAAUAAAAAUACAAACGAGAGCGCAGAGAGAGCAAAAAGCCCCAAGCUCAGGCUCCGUUCUCUCUUCCAUCGAUCAGUUGUUCGCUUGCCGCUCAGCUGCUCGGUCGAAACUUGGGAAAUCAACCGCAAAAUUGACAACAAUCCGAAGCGAAUAAAGUAGCUGAAAGAGCAAACAAAGCUAAUCAGAAUUUGUUGUAAAUUUUUGCCAUUAAUUUAGAAACGAGUUUCAACAAAAAUUAUUGAGUGCCAACCCGCAGUACCGCAGUACGGAAUAAUACAAAUAGUAAAUUACCAACGACUUUGUCGCCCCACUGAUAAGAUUUCUCCCCCUUAUCAAAAUUCGUGUAUGUAGCAAACCGAGUGUUUGGUUUGGUGUGCUGUGCUUCGGAUGAGAUAUACUACAAAUGUGCUUCAUUAUAAAUAAAUUUUCGUCUUAAUCGCCGCAUGUGUGACCUAGUUAAAAAAACAACUCACACUCACGCAUGAAAUAACAAUGAAAUUUACAUAUAAACGUGGUCCGCACCAUAUGCAUAAUAAUUAAUAACGAAAAGCGAAACCGAGAAUGUGGAUGAGGAAAAAUUAAACAAAAAUACAAUAUCAAUUAAUUUGUAAACACCGCGAGAGGAAUUUGUUUAAACCGUGUGCAUUUAAUUGAAAAUCUUCGAGGAAGUAAUUUAAAAACGCUUUUACAACAAAUCAACACAGCAACUUUUUCUGGCUUGUUUAUAGGCAACGGGGUGUAAAAACGAACAAAACAGAUAAGAUACUACAAUAUAACGCCGGGCCUGGGCGCCCAUCUAGAGAAGGAGAGAGAGGAAGAAGUAGCAGCUAUAAUCCUAGAUCACAGCGGGACUGCCCGCGAGAUACAAUGACAGAGAAUCAGCUGUAUCCCAUGUCAUCGGAGUUCUUUGACACCGGCUCGAACAGCAGCAACAACACACUCAAAUACGAUCUGUAUUCCCUGGGCUCCACCGUUGUGGGGGCGGCCCUGCCCACGUUGACCAUCAACACGGGCUAUGGCAGCAGCAGCAUCAACAGCAACAAUAACAACACUAAUAACAACAACAACAAUAACAACAGCAGUAGUCACAGCAGCAGCAGUAGCAGCAACUGCUCCACCAGCACCACAAAUACCUGUAAUGUAAUGCUAAGUACAACGGCCAUAACAAUACCACGCAGUAGCAACCACAACCAGAUCCAUCAUCAUCCGUAUCAGCAGUCAGAUUUGCAGACACCACGCCAUCAUCCCAGUCCACUACACACCUUGCCCAGCAUGACCCACCAGCAAAAUCAGCUUCAGCAGCAGCAACAGCAACACCACAACCAACAGCAGCAGCAGCAGCAACAGGAGCAGCUGCAGCAAUCGCAUUUGGCACUGGGUGAGCUUUCGGACUUCGGGCUGGAUGCCCUGGAUGCCGCUUCGCUGUCGCCCACCCUGCUGCAGGAUGUGAGCCUGAGUGCCGUUUCUCCCCUAAGCUCCACACUGUACAAUGGCAACACCAGUGGAGCAGGCAGCAGCAACGGCUUAGGAUCCGGCAGUGGUGGCUACUUCACGCCCGACAUGUCGCACAGCCUCAGUCUGAAUGUGGUCAGUGAGCAGGUACUGCUGCAGGAAGCCGCUACCACGAAUGAGUUGCUCUACGAGAUGACACCCAAUUCGAAUGCCAUGUGGAGUGAUAUCAGCAGUGCCAUUAUCCAUACCAAACACGAGCCAUUCAGCCUGGACGAUGACUACAUCUUUCCCAACGAUAAGGCCGAAAUCCAGGCGGCCGAUCUGUCUGAUCUAAAUGGUGGCGAUUUCCUGGAUGUGAUCGGAAACAUAGAGGAUUUCUUGCCGCAGACCACAGUCACUCAAAGUGUCAAUUUCCUAUUGUCGCCGCAAGCCCAAGGACAGGAUGCCCUGGUGGCACCGCCCAUGGAACUUUUGCAACAGCAACAACAGAAUCACCAGCAGCUGCAGGUUGGCAGUCUGCCGCAGUUGCAAACGCUGCUCACGCUAUCCCAGCAACAGCAGUCGAACAGUUCCUCCACUAGUCCGUAUGAGAUCUAUCACAGUACGCCCCAAAAGCCGCAGCAGCAGCAGCAGCUGUCCGCCAGCUUCUCGCCCGGCAGUCAGGCAUCCCAAUCGCCAUUGACCCCACCGCCACCACCGCACGCCAAUCGACCCCAAUACCAGAUGGUUAAGUCGCGCAACAUGCAGGAAUUGAUUAAGAAGGGCUUUCCCAUGUCCUCGCCGCCAGAGCGCUCGAUCCUAAGUCAAUCUGCCGCCCUGAGUCCGGGUGGUAGCAGUGGUUUUGGCAGCUCGGCUUCUGGCAAUAGUACAACUACCAGUAAUCAGACAUCCGGAUCAGCCGUGCGCAAAUCAUUUGGCUACCAGAGCGCCGUGGAGAACUCCCAGCUGAGUCGCCUGAGCUCAUCGGCUCCCACGCACUUGGGAUUGGAGCACAUCUGGAUGCGACGUGAGCCACGACAGCAUUUACUCUCAACCGGCUCGCUGGCCGAGGCCGAGAGCUUCUCAUCGCUGAGCACGGGCAGUGUCUUGUCCCCGGAUGGCAUUGACUUCUCGCAGGACGAUGAGGAUGACAAUUCGAGUGAGAACAGCGAUGACUACAACGAUUUCAGCAGCGACAAUGGACUCUCUGGGGAUGAAGAUGAAACGCGUACCUCGACACCAAACCAUUUGUCCAGUAGCAAGGGCAAGGAGCGAUUCUUCUGGCAGUACAAUGUGCAGGCCAAAGGACCCAAGGGAAAGAGACUGGUCUUUCAAUCGAAGCUCGAGGAUCCUCAUGUGCUGAACGAGGUGACAGACCCCGUCUUCAGUCCAACUUGCUCCGUGCGAGGCAUUAAGGUGUACAAGCACAGUGGCAAGGCCCGCAAGGGCGAUGGUAACGAUUUAACACCCAAUGCCAGGAAGCUGCACAAUAUUGGCAAGGAAUUGGACAAGCUAAGUCGCACCAUCAACGACAUGACGCCUGUUUCCGAGCUGCCAUUCAAUGUGCGCCCCAAGUCGCGCAAGGAGAAGAACAAGUUGGCCUCACGCGCCUGUCGUCUGAAGAAGAAGGCGCAGCACGAGGCCAAUAAAAUUAAGCUAUUUGGCCUUGAAAUUGAACACAAGCGCCUCAUGAACGGUAUAGCUGAGCUAAAGCAGGCCUUGGUCGUCAAGCAUCGCACCAAGAACCUGGGCGAAUCCACCGAGGAGGUGGAUCAACAAAUUGCACGCAUUUACGCUACCGCCUCGUCUGGAAUUCGCAUUGCGGGUGGCUCAACCGAUUUUGUGAACAAGGUGCUGGAGAACAUGCGCGGAGGCAUGCCAAAUGGAGGACUCGAAGAGCUGCGUAAAUCGUCGUAGACCAAACCAGGAAAAAUGUAAAGCUAACGAACCGCCCAUCAAGCUUAGUCUUAACAACAGCGCCAACUUUAUACACACCACCAAAACAACUGAAACCCAUUCUACGACAGGAUGACAAUUGGAAUUGUGGAAUGGAAUCAGUCUAAAAACAGGAAACAUUUUCUUGAGCUCGGAAUUAGUCGAGAAAAUUCUUUAUUGAACCUCCUUCCCUCCUCAAAACACAACGUUCUGUUAAAUUGUUCUCCUUAAGUGAUAUAAUAUUGAUAACCAAGAUAUAACUGUGAUUCAAAGAGCCUGGGCUUUAUAUGUUUUGUAUGGCAGAAAAUUGAAGAAAAUAUUUUUUACUUUUUCGCAACCACGCCGAAACCGGAAAGCCAGAGCCAAACAAACGUAAACAAAAAAAAAAAGAAGAAAAUUCCUUUUGAAAAUGCAACAUUAACAAAUAGAAAGAAACAAAACAAACACGUAAAGAAAGAGGCAACCACGAAACUGAAAAGAAAAUGUGAAAAAAUACAAAAUUUCGUUUAGCCAUUAAGUUUGUUAAGAAACGGAGUGUUAGACAAGCAAGUGAAUUUUGUAGGGCUUUGCUACCAGUUUUACCUGCUUAACGAAUAAGGGUAAACAUUCAUUUGAUUGGAUUGGAAGAAUAUAUCGGGAAUGCUAAGAAUUAAUGAAACAUAAGUUAAAUACAACUGCGAUUUAUCUGUUUAAGUUUUAAAUGCUAUAUUAACGAUGUAUAAUUUUGGUUCAAUGUUUUAGUCAUAGGUUUUUACAUUUAACUCAAUGUGGGGAGAGAGCUUUUAUAUAGAUCAUAUGAACCUACAUAUUACAUUUAUCGGUUAUAAUGAUUGUUUUGGCCCUCAUCCAAUAUAUAUUUUAUGGUCCUAGGUUGUCUUUUUUAAGUUUUCCAUUUUGUUAAUGAAAGUUUGAUGGUUUCCAAAUAAGAAUGUUUUGCGAAACUUUAUUAAUUUACUUAAAUGCUAUAACUAUAUAUACAUAUACAUACAUGCGUGGUGAUAUAAUUUUAAUUUUUCUUUUUAUGCUUUUAUUUCUUGAUGUUAACUGUAGGAUUCAAUAUGCUUGAACUCGACAACUGAGAAUGAAAUAAUUUUAAGUUUUUCUAUUAUCCAUACGAUUUGCUUAUGCUUAUGAAAUACCUUCAAUAUAAAUUAUAAUUUAUUAAUUUUUAGGCACACAUGAAAACAUUUUCAAGGCUUCAGUUUUUAUCUUUCACUUGCGGGCUACUCAAAAAAAACAAAAAAAAAAAUAUAAGAAAAAACACCAAACAAAAAAGUAAUCCAACUUUGAGUUUUAUUCUAAUUUGCAUUAUCAAAAUGAAUACUUUUGCUCUGCUUCGAUGCUAAUUUUGUGAUAUUUGUAUUCAAAUUUUCUUUGUUGUGUAGUUCUUUUGGGCGGGAUCCUCCUCUUUUGGGUUUUAUUUUCAAUUUAAUAUUUGUAGCCUUUCUUACUGCUAUUUGUUGCUUAACGUGUUGUGUUCAAUUGAUAUCAAAAGAAUAAACUUUCGAAAGAAAAAAGUACAUUCUAACUGAGGAAAGUGGAAAGAAAACGAGAAUGAGUAUGAGAACGAAAAUACAAAUUACAAAAGUGAUUCAAGUUAAAAACUUAGAACUUAGGUACUCGUAUCACCCACAGCGAUGAACACGUGGACAUAACAAAUUGUAGUUGUUAACAUAGGCUUAAACAAAUAUAAUAUAAUAAAAACCGAUAGAGCGCACAUUCAUUAUACAUCGAUACGCAAAAUUGGCCAUCAGUUUUUACGGUUUUCAAAUUCAUGUCUUGGGAUCGAACUCAUUACAUAAGUGAUAAGAAUUCAAAAUUACAAUUUAGAAUUUUAGAAACAACCAGAUAUCCCACACACACACACACACACACACAUACACACCCACACACAAAGUACAAGCGCAAGCAAAAAUACAGAUUAUAUAUGAUCGAUCUAUGCAUAUAUCAUAAUUAAGUCAGGUUGCUUAGGUUUUAGGAUGGCUUUGUGUAGAAAGUACAGAGUAAAGCAAACAGAAUUCAAGGCGAAGCAGCAUUGAAAUAAGCACGACAGUUCCUCAGUGUUUAAUAUUGUAUAAAAAACAUAUUAAAUAUAUAUAUAUAUUUAAAACAAAACAUGUAUACCUAAAUGUUACGGAUAUUGUAAAUGUGUGUGCUUUAUAUAAAUGUGCUUCAGAGAAAACAACUUUUAUAUACAUAACGAAACUAAGCAAACUACCUCAAAACACGUUGGAAAUGAAGUUCAAGUUUCAUAUUCGGUGGAGAAGCAAAAGAAUUACAAUUUGAAAGUAAAUAUAAUUUAUAUAAUAAUAUGAGAAAAAACCAAGAGCCUGAUUCAUGUGUCCAUUUAAAGCAUAUAUACAUAUAUAUAUAUAUCUAUAAUAAUAACAGUGCAUAAUUAUGUAUUUUCAAAUUCUUAAAAUUAGGUAUAAUACAAAAAAAAUUCAAAUUAGAUAGUUGAUGCGCUCGACGAAGCCACGAAGAUCACACAACGAAAGUUCUUUUGGCAAGUGCAUUACCAGAACCAAAAAUCGAAAACAAAAUAAAAAAGGUUUGAAGUGUCGAAGAUGGAUCAAUUGAAACAAUACCAGAAUAUUAAUAAACAAUUAAAAAAAAAAACCAAACAACUGUGUUGAAAAUUGAAAAUUUUGUAUGCAUACGCAAUAAGCGAACAUUAAAAAGAAGUGAAACAUAACUAUUAUGUCUAAAUAAACACACGUCAGAUGUAUGUACGUCAAAGGAAAACCAUUGUCUAUAUAUUACAACUACUAAAUACAUACCAAAUUGAAUACAUAUUGAUGAAAAAUAAUAAAUACUGGCGAAAGCAGAAAAACACAA